UGUGUGCACUUUUUGUGUGUGACAGAGACAGAGGGAGAGACGGAAAGACAGAGAGAUUAGCUGUUAUAGAAAGUGAGAAAGGGGAGGGGAGGUAGCUGGAGACAGCACAGUGAGGGAGGGGUAAGGCCGAGAGAGAGAGAGAGAGAGAAAGAGAGAGAGAAAGAGAGAGAGAGAGCAGGCGGAAGGGGACGGAAGGGAGGGGAGUGAGAGAGAGAAGAGGGGGAGCACAUGUGUAUGCUUGUCACUGAGGGGCUGGGAGAAGGACUGAGGGAAGCGAGGUAGCUGGCCACAGCCGCCAUAUGCUGACUGGAUUCCAGUUCAUGUCUGCUGAGUGAAGACUGCAGGUUUGUGCUGCGUGCUCGCCGGCUGGGGAACGCACCAUGGGAAGCUCACAUCUCCUCAACAAAGGCAUGCCUCUAGGCAUCAGACCACCCAUUAUGAAUGGGCCUAUGCACCCGCGCCCCCUGGUGGCGCUGCUGGACGGGCGUGACUGCACUGUGGAGAUGCCCAUCCUGAAAGAUGUUGCAACCGUUGCCUUCUGUGACGCCCAGUCCACACAGGAGAUCCAUGAGAAGGUGUUGAAUGAAGCUGUGGGCGCUCUCAUGUAUCACACCAUCACCUUGAUGAGAGAAGAUCUGGAGAAGUUCAAAGCUCUGCGCAUCAUCGUCCGCAUCGGCAGCGGCUACGACAACAUCGACAUCAAAUCUGCCGGGGAACUUGGCAUAGCCGUAUGUAAUAUGCCAGCAGCCUCAGUGGAGGAGACGGCAGACUCCACACUGUGUCAUAUCCUCACCUUGUACCGACGCACCACCUGGCUGCACCAGGCUCUCAGAGAGGGCACGAGGGUGCAGAGCGUGGAGCAGAUCCGAGAGGUGGCGUCAGGAGCUGCGAGGAUCAGAGGAGAGACACUGGGACUUAUAGGGCUCGGUCGAGUCGGCCAGGCUGUAGCCCUGCGAGCCAAGGCCUUCGGUUUUAAUGUGAUCUUCUAUGACCCAUAUUUGGCUGACGGAGUCGAGAGAUCCCUGGGACUACAACGGGUCACAACACUACAGGACCUGCUCUUCCACUCCGACUGCGUCUCUCUGCACUGCAGCCUAAACGAACACAACCACCACCUGAUCAACGACUUCACCAUCAAACAGAUGCGUCAGGGAGCGUUCCUGGUGAACACAGCCCGGGGGGGUCUGGUGGAUGAGAAGGCCCUCGCUCAGGCCCUUAAGGAGGGGAGGAUACGUGGAGCUGCUCUGGACGUUCAUGAGACGGAGCCUUUCAGUUUCAGUCAGGGCCCGCUGAAGGACGCUCCCAACCUGAUCUGCACGCCGCACGCCGCCUGGUACAGUGAGCAGGCCUCUCUGGAGAUGAGAGAGGAGGCAGCCAGGGAGAUACGAAGGGCUAUCACAGGUCGUGUCCCCGACAGUCUGAAGAACUGUGUGAAUAAGGAGUUCCUCACCCAGAACAACCACUGGACAGGAGUCGACCCCGCCACCGUCCACCCCGAGCUCAACGGGGCUUAUAGGUAUCCUCCAGGUGUGGUGAACUUGCCCGCCGGGGGCCUCCCGCCGCCCGUCGAAGGCAUCGUCCCAAGCGCCGUGCCAAUGUCACACACCCUCCCGCCCGCUCCCUCACACCCUCCUCAUGCCCCAUCUCCUGGACAAAACACAGUCAAGCCACCAGAGGGCGACAGAGAGCAGCAUCCAAACGACCAACUGUAGCCACACACAACAACCCCCAAACACACACACACACACACACACACACACACACACACACACACACACACACACACACACACACACACACACACACACACACACACACACACACACACACACACACACACACCCCAUGUCUUCUAGUGACUGGAAGAGGUUGUCAUGGCAACCAGACUCAUAGAGAUACGAUUCCUUGUGAGAUGUUGUUAUCAGACAGGUUCACAGAGUGUCAGGUGGACGGACAGGUCGACCUCAACAACAACGAUCGACGCACGACUCUGGCGUCACAGCGGCGAGAUCACACUCCAAAGACGAAGAGGAAGAGGAAGUUAAGGGAAGCACUGCUGAGAGCCACAUGUCACGUCACAACGACAGUAUAAAGUCCAGUUUCCUCUGCCGGAAGUGAAAGGAAUGAUGACUAUCUACUGAAUCAAAAUCUGCUGUUUUAGACGGAGGAGUGUCUAAAGCGUGAGCGGCCUGUUCCCCGUCUUUCUCUCUGUGUCUGUGUCCUUCCCUUAGUUUGAAGUCGUAGGUUAUGAAAUGAAUGUAACCUGUCUGUGUACAGUUUUUGGACUUACCGCAAGAAAAUACUGAUAUUUGUAUUCCAGUCUUAAAAAAAAAAAAAAACAAGGGUUAUGUGAUCUCUCUGUGUAGCCAAACUGGUCUUAGAAUACAAUAUUUGUUAGUUUUUCUCAUGUGUGACCCCAAAUUAACAAGCCCCGCCCCUCUCCUUUCCCUUUCCCCCUGAAAAAAAAAGAGGCAGCUUUUUGCACACCAUCUCAGGAAAUGUAGUUUCCGCGGUUGGUAUAUUAUUUUUCUAAAUCUUUUUGUUUUUAUGCCACUCAGUGCUUUUGUUUUUUCUACCUGCUUGCCUUUUCUUUGUGUCCCGCUGCGUUAGCAAAAAGAACUUUAAAGAAACGUUUAAAGUUGACCUGAUGUUAGGUUUUCGUCUGUUUUGUUUAAGGGGUAUGUGAUUUAUUUUUUUUUGCUCUCGGGACUAAAGGUCUUUGCACACAGGGUCAGAUUUUUAGAUCUGUAUACUGAAACAAAAACGGUACAAACAGGCACCUUGCACACUGAGUCUGAUUUCCUCUUUUUGCAGGAGGAGACCAUAUAUCUCAUACUGAUCUAAAUUAAAAAAAACAGGUGUCUGUCCACUCCUGAAAAUAAAAACAAGAGCGAGGAGAGAUUCACCUAUCGCUAUCGUUGAUGAGCUGCAGAAUAAUCCCGAUCACUUCCAGGUGUAUUUCAGGAUGUCAGUGGUCCAGAUUAUCCACAAAGGAAACGAUCCUGAACAGCGGCUGGAAGUAGGGACACUACACACACACACACACACACACACACACACACACACACACACACACAGAAAAUCAAACCUGUUCUGAUCAAACAAUGAUGGACUGAAAUUUCGGAGUCAGUGUGCAAACAUGACCGACACAACAUGAGAUCGCAUUUAUUUUUUAACGUUCACCAAUUUGGACUCAGUGUGCAAAGGCCUUUAGCGUUCCUGUUUGAUCCAAAUCCUGGGAGUAUGUGGGAGGAACGGCUGCAUGGCGGUGGCGUGAUGGCGUGAUCCCUGGUAUGAGACGGUUUGUGUGGAUUACCUUUUGAAGGAUGAAGCAAUGCACUGAGAGUCUGUAGCAUCACAAUCUCCAAACAGGUUGUUUAUGUUUGUCUUCUUCAUAUCAUGAUCCAGUACUUCCAACGUGAAUUGUCCAGGUUAUGAAGCAUAAGUAGGUCAAGCCCUCGACCCCGCCCCCUUUUAGCGAGAGAUCCAUCAAAUCCGCCGGAUCGAACUCACAAACUCUACGAGCAGUUUCUCAGCAGUUAAAGUCCAUUUAGGGUUAUAUAGAUUGAUCAGCUUUCUAAAAAUAAAUAAUUGAAGGGAACGACCUUUGAGCAAACAGCAUGUCAGACCGUCUAGUAGCCCUUUAACAUUUCUCGAGGGGUUUCGUCCUGGGAGUAGCGUUCAGCCGCCCUCCGUGGCCUCUGUGUCUAUGUGUACAUAUGGUGUUCUGCCUGCCUGUGUCGAUGUGACUUGGUUGUAUCUGUGUCUUAAAAAAGAAAAAGCUCCACUGGGAGCAGGGGGGGCAGCAGCGAGCACUCCGCCUACACGGCACCUUUACAAAAAACUGCCAUCGAAAAAAAUCAACAAAUAAGCUCUCUCUGGGAAAUCCUCAAAACACUCACGACGAUACCAAAAAAUAUAAGAGAUCUACGGCGCUCUUAUUGGUUACAUUCCAACGAAGUAAACAAGGUGCUCAGUGUCAGCAGCUGAUUAUGAAACAUGACUGAUUCCUGCUCAGGUGUCGUUGUCUCGGCAGGACAGCUGAGUGCUUCUUGCGUUCCCCUCCUCCCAGCGGCUCAGUAGUUAAAAACAGUCCACUGUUGCCUACCUGCUCUUCUUCAUGGUGAGGUAGUAAAAGUAGCAAUCAGGGAUGGAAAUUUCACCAACUCACCCCCCCUCCCCUCCCCUCCCCCCGUUAUUAUUUCACAGCCCAGGUGAGAAAAUGAAGGGGGAGCCCAAACAUCUUUAACUCUCCUCAGCAGACGCCUGUCGGAGGGGGAGGACUUCUUUCCUGAUUUAAUCUGUAAGCAUUCCUGAUUCAAAUCGACGGGGUGCCACAGGUAACAGGUGUCCAGGUGCUCCUUGAAAUUCCAUCCCUGGUGGUGACACACAGUCCACUGUUGCCUACCUUGGUCCCCUUUCUGGUGAAGUAGUAGGCGUAGCAAUAUACAGUAUACAUAUUCUAUAUUCUACAGUAAAUAUCAUUAUUUUUGGUCGAAACUGACAACCUGACAAAGAGAUGUUUGUGACUGUAUGCAUUUGUAUGAAUUAUUUUAAAAGGAAAUAAACUGUGGAAAGGUGAA
Messenger RNA from Labrus mixtus (cuckoo wrasse), 4583 nucleotides. Its product is annotated as C-terminal binding protein 1. The transcript is spliced from 11 exons. The coding region runs from base 381 to 1712 and encodes 443 amino acids. Gene Ontology annotation, molecular function: NAD binding; transcription corepressor activity; oxidoreductase activity, acting on the CH-OH group of donors, NAD or NADP as acceptor. The record is from RefSeq and is a predicted model, not a curated record. Lineage: Eukaryota; Metazoa; Chordata; Actinopteri; Labriformes; Labridae.